This is a messenger RNA of Patiria miniata (bat star), 2173 nucleotides long. Its product is annotated as protein disulfide-isomerase A3-like. Gene Ontology annotation, cellular component: endoplasmic reticulum. Gene Ontology annotation, molecular function: protein disulfide isomerase activity. Gene Ontology annotation, biological process: response to endoplasmic reticulum stress; protein folding. The record is from RefSeq and is a predicted model, not a curated record. Lineage: Eukaryota; Metazoa; Echinodermata; Asteroidea; Valvatida; Asterinidae.
GGGUUUUUCUCCAAGAUGGCAAAGACAAAGAAAGCCUAGUCAAGGCAGCCGCCACCCCUCUUCUCCAACUUCAAAGUGGUCUACUCUCUGACUGCAGCCGUCAAUAAUGAAUAUGGCUACUCCGAUGCUGUCGUCCUUUUCCGACCGGCCCACCUGAAAAAACAAAUUUGAAGACGCCAAAGUGGAGAUGACCGCAACCAUCAACAGGGUCCAGAUCGAGAAAUUUGCCAAUGACAACGGCAUGGGCCUGUGUGGCCACAAAGCAGACAAUCCGGAUCUGUUCAGUAAACCACUCAUCGUGGCUUACUACAACGUAGACUAUAAGAAGAACCCUAAAGGUACCAAUUAUUACCGUAAUAGAGUGAUGAAGGUGGCCAGGAAUUACGUCGAGGAGGGCUUAACGUUUGCGGUUGCUAAAAGGGCGAGGAGCGAGUUUAGAGCGAAUUUAGACUCGGUUGGUAUCUCCGGUGGCAGUGAUGAAGUCAACGUUGUUGCCUGGGCAGCCAACGGAGAUAAAUUCAAGAUGGAGGAGGCUUUCACGAAUGAUGGCAAAGCCCUGGAUGCAUUUAUAAAGAAGUUUCAGGCCGGUGAAAUCGCCCCUUAUAUAAAGAGUGAAGCAGCUCCAGAACCUAAUGAUGGUCCUGUGAAGGUUGUGGUUGGCAGUACCUUCAACGACAUUGUGAAGGACGACACCAAAGAUGUCCUUAUUGAGUUCUAUGCUCCGUGGUGUGGCCAUUGUAAAUCGCUGGAGCCCAAAUACAUGGAACUCGGAGAGAAGUUGGCAGAUGUAGAGCACGUCGUUAUCGCCAAGAUGGAUGCCACAGCUAAUGACGCACCCGGAGAAUAUGCAGUAUCUGGGUUUCCCACAAUAUACUGGGCACCCGCGGGGAAGAAGUCCAGCCCCUCGAAGUACCAAGGGGGGCGCGAGGUUGACGACUUCCUCAAGUUCAUCAAGAAGGAAUCCACCAAGCCCGUCAACCUAGGCAAGAAGAAAGCCAAGACUGACGAGUUAUAAGGAAAAAGAUCUAGGGGCAUUUUGCAUGAAAAAACAACUUACAUUUUUGGGUUAAUAGAGAAAGUAUGCAGAACAUGGGAACAUACUUUUUAAAAUAGAUGUUUUUUUUUUUUUCGUUUGAAAUUUAAUAUGGGAUUUAAUAUCGGGUUUUAAAUCAAAAUUGAAAGCUAGGGGUUUGAUAAAAAAAUGAUCGACUGAGAUUUGGGGGUUAGAGUAAGUGUUUUAACCAAUGUAGAACAAGGGAACAUACUUCUGAAGUAGAUGUUUUCCAUUUUCCAAAUUUAAUAUACGUUUUUUUUUAAAGGUUAAAAAAUUCAACGCAAUCCUUUUUUCCAUAGGUACAUCUUAGGCUCUAAAAGAUGAGCCGAGUAAAGCUGGUCUCAGAGUGCACAGAAUUGCAUACAUCCUAUGCAAUGGGCCAGAUAUAGCCCAUUCAUUGGCUUUAUGGGGUAAUCCUAUACAAUAGCACUGCCGGGCUAACAAGUGACGGUCAGUCGGUCAGUCAGUUAGUCAGUCAGACAACCAGGUUUACAAAGCGGACAUUGGGCUUGCUCUCUGGGACAAAAAAUGGGGUGCUUUUUCACGUUUGUACAUUAUAGUGAUUCUCCGUAUCCUAGCAACGAGACAUAUUGGGUAGUGCGAAAAAAAGACGUCAGGAAUCAAGGAAUGACAGAAUUUUGUCCGGGAAAAUAUCCCUUUUUGUACUUCAAUGUGACGCUACAUUGCUAUUAACCGCAAGGGGGAGUGUGGCCCAGUGGUUGGGGUGUGUGGCCCAGUGGUUGGGGUGUGUGAGUCAUGAUCAGAGGGUCAGGGGUUCGAAUCCAGCUGCUGGUCACACGUGUACUCUCCUUGUUCACUGUAGCCCCUGUUCAUCAGGCCACAUCAGUGGGACAUUUUGUAAUUGUUAAAAAAAUGGGAGAAUUUGUAGAAUUGUUAUUUAUAACGACUAAGAUUGUAUCUGUUUUUUUUUUUCCACUGUUACAUAUUCUUUACACAGUUGCAUGCAUCAAAAGUUUGUAGUUAUUUCAUCUGCAUUUUUGUUUUUGUACCUCAAAUUUUAAAAUAUCUGUGUUAAGUUAGUUAAAGGUGUCUCGAUUUUUGAGAAAAGUUCCCUACGAAUUAAAAAGUCACUUAGUGGAAAGUGGUUAUUACCACUUA